UCCUCAGCCACUUGUCACAUAACCAGUCGAUCAUCUGCAUCCAACAAUUGCGGUGGGGUUGAUUCAACCUUUUAUACAGUCACAGUAUUGUAUCUUCCAGACAGUCUUUAGCAUAACCUGACCAAGUUUUCUCCUACGUCUGCCAGAUCCAUCAUGUUUUUCAAAUUGGCGUGUGCAGCGCUGCUACUCUUACUUCCCCUGUGUACAAGCCUAAAUGCACCCAGCAAACUGCCUUGUCCCCCAGAUACUGAGAUUUCGCCAUGUGUGUGCACAGUAGGAGUCGAUGUCGAUAUGUACGUAGACUGCUCACAGGUACAAGAUGCAGAUGAAUUGAAGAAAGCCUUUAGCGGCAACAUUCCUUUCUCUGAUUUUACUAGUCUGGUCAUCGAAAAUAACAAUGAACUCACAGAACUGAGGGUUGGAGACUUUGGCCAGGCCACCUUUAAGGAGAUUCACAUCACAGGAGGAAUUUUGGAUACCAUCGACGAAAUGGCACUUUCCAAUAGCUAUACCACGCUCACUAUUUUAGAGCUCCAACAUAAUAGUAUAUCCAGCUUUCCAUUUGAAGAAAUAUUUUCUUUCUCAAAACUCACACGAUUCAGAAUUGAUGAUAAUGAUAUUAAGAUCUUCCCUGAAAUUGAAUCUAGCACCCUGCAGCAGUUCAACAUUGGAUAUAAUCCACUGGGAGACAUCACUGCAGAUGCUCUAAAAAAAAUUCCACACCUCGUCGAGAUUGGUCUCCAAAGCACCGGGCUAACAGAAAUAGCUACAGGAACUUUGACGGGGCUGACUUCACUUUCGGAAGUUCACCUGGAAAACAACACCUUGACCAUCCUUCACGCAGGUACAAUAGAAGUGCACGGAACCAACUUUAUAUACUUAGGUGGAAACGAUCUCACCAGUAUUGAAGUUAGCGCCAUAAAAGGUGCAACAGGAGAGCUGUGGUUAGAAAAUAACUUGUUACCUGAGCUGGUCGAUAAAGUAUGGCAACCACUCCUUGAUGCCGGAGUCAUUCUUUAUGCUUCAGGUAACCCCCUUUCCUGUGACUGCAGUGUGGCCUGGCUCGUACUGGAGGCAAAAUACAUAAGUGAUCUUGGAGAUGAUGUUGCAUGUGAAGAUGGAGAGCUGGUGAAGGACCUGGACCCAGCCAUCUAUGUGAAGAUGUGUGGGUAAUUUUGAAGGCUUCCAUCUCCUACUCUUACCAUCAUAUAACCUUUCCUUUACCCCUAUAAAAUUUUCCGAUUUCUUUUUAAAAGUUAAUACUUUGACAUUGGGAAAGUUUGUAUUUAUAUCUGAGCAGUUUUCCCCUGAAAACUUUAAAUGCUGAUGAUACAAUAACUACUGGUACCUUUACAAUUUUACUGUAAAUCAAUUUAGCUUUCACUUGGUCUUUCAUUUGUAAAAUUUAUAUAGAAGCAAAUAUUUAUUUAAAUUGUUAAUUUCUCACCAAUAAAACUAUCACAAGAAUA
Messenger RNA from Homarus americanus (American lobster), 1469 nucleotides. RefSeq names its product oplophorus-luciferin 2-monooxygenase non-catalytic subunit-like. Gene Ontology annotation, cellular component: extracellular matrix. NCBI's taxonomy places the organism in Eukaryota, Metazoa, Arthropoda, Malacostraca, Decapoda, Nephropidae. Gene Ontology annotation, molecular function: protein binding. The record is from RefSeq and is a predicted model, not a curated record. Bases 154 to 1173 code for a protein of 339 amino acids. The transcript is spliced from 4 exons.